Molecule: messenger RNA, 4901 nt
Organism: Blepharisma stoltei
Lineage: Eukaryota; Ciliophora; Heterotrichea; Heterotrichida; Blepharismidae
Source: the annotation of a GenBank genome assembly
AUGUUUUCUAAAGAAGACGAAAUUAGCAAAUUUUCUUCUUGCAAUAAAGAUAUAUACAAGGCCAAAAAAGGAAAAUCAAUAAUAAAUUCAAUUUUUGAGCUUUAUUGCCAACUUUAUCAUAGCAAGUCAAUUGAAGAAAAAUCCCUCUUCAGCCAAAAGGCUACAAAAUCUAUUGAAAGUGGAAUUUGGAGCUGUCAAAUUGCUAGCUUAUUAUGAAUUCCAAGCCUUUCAAUUGCAAAUUGAAAUCAAACUAAGAAAAUUUGAGAAUUUAUUGGUUACUCAAGGCUUGACAACAUUUUUUCAGAUUUGGAUCUCUUAUUUGAGUUUUUUUACUUGUCAAUUACUAUUACUUUUGUGCUUUUUUUAAGUUAUAACGUUUUACUUUUUAUUACUUAUCGCUCCUUUAUUUUGCCAAGAUUAGUCUUUGAUAUAUUUAAUUGAGUUUUCAAUUUAUGGACAAUUAUGCUAUUUAUUCCAUCCACGGUAAUAUUUUCCAUAUUUUUGAAGUAUAAUUUUUUACCUCAAAAAUUUAUAUCUGAAUACAAGAAUAAUAAUGAUUCAGAAAGUUUUGAGCUUAGCAUAGCAUGACAGAUCUUUAUAGUUUUAGCAAUGAUUAUUAAUUUUUUGAUGAUUUUAUUUUAUACUGAAUUUUCAGGAGAAAUGAGGCAUUUUGCCAGUGAAAAGAUUAUCAAAGCAAAAGCUCAUUCCAAAAUUGAUGUUCAUACUAUAAUUUUUACUUAUUUUUCAGCAAUGAUUUGUGUGCUAUUUGACGAAAAUAAUAUUAUUUAUUUUCAGCUGGCUGAAAUGAUUAUUUCAAUCCUUAUAAUUAUAGAAAUUAUUGUGCUUCUACCAUAUUUUUCUUACUAUUCCAAUCUAAUGCUCACUCUUCAGUUUCUUACUGUUGCUUUUAUUUCUUUUGGGUUCAUUUUAGGGAAUUUAAUUGAUAACUCGCUAUUUAUUAUUUUAAUAACAAUCUUUUUGUGACCCCUAUCUGUUCUAUUUGCUAUACAAAUUACUUGGUUAUUUCAAAAAAAAUUAAAUUCAAAGCCCCCAAUCGACUUGACAGGAAUUAAAUCUAAAUACCUGCUGGAAAAAUCUUUGAGACAGUCGUUGUGCAAAAAUGAUAUUGAAAAUAAAAGCCAGAUAAUUUACCUCUUUGAAAAAUUUUUUCUAGAAAAUGUCUUGCUUCGAGAUAAGCUUCAAGGUAUCUGAAUGGCAAAUUACUGCCUUUUUACUUUAAGAGAUGAAUCCCUAGCAAAAUUUAAGUUAUGCAAAUCUAAAAAAAUUUUAGAAUGGAACUUGGAAACAAACUUUCAGGAAUAUUUAUGUAGCAUUAAUGCUAAAUGCACUUCUCCUAGUGAAAGUACAGAGUUUAUAGAUUAUUUUCAGCAAUUAAUGAUAAUAAAAAAUCAAGAUUUUAAGUUAUGCGCAAAAUUAUUGAAAUUCUGAGAAGAAAUAAUAUCGCAUAAGCCUUCUCUGUGCAGGCUUACUAAAAGUCUGGACUGAUUAGAUAAAAGAAUCCUAUUUCUUAAUAGUCAAUACACAGACCUAACAGCAAAAUUUUUUUAUUCCAAAGAAUUUUUAUCCCUCUAUGCUUCAUUUUCAAAAGAUGUCCUUUUUGAUCAAGAGAAAUCUAAUUUUCUUGAGAAUAAACUAAAAUCAACUGACAUAAAUAUCAUAAGCUCAUAUCCAAAAAGCUUUAGCUGAUUUAAUGACAUUAAUGGAGUCUUAAUAAUAUCAGCUGAAGAGGAAAGCUUUGGCCAAAUCCUUUUCUCUAACAUAACAGCCAAAAGCAUAACAAAAUUAUGAACAAUUGACGAAAUCAAUAUAGUGGAUAUUAUCCCCUCUUACUAUCGUGAAAAAAUGAAAGAAGAACUUAAUAAUAUAUUGCAUUACAGCUCAACUGGAGAAAUUGACUUAAGCGAAGGAUUAUUUUUAAAUCUUAACUCAAAUUUUAUAACAGAGUGCGUUGGAAAAGUAUUUAUUACUUCAAUUGAUAAUUUUUUUAUUUUUAUGCUGAUAUUUAAACAAAAGGAAGCAAAAAAUGAGAUAGCAUUAAUUUCUGAAAAUGGAGAAAUUUAUGGGCACUCAAAAAACUUUCCAAAAGCAGUCAAAAUAAACUCUGAAAAUUUAACAGGGUUUAAUAUAAAAAAGCUAUUUUCAGAAGAAAAAGAGUUUGAUUUACAAUGGUCUGUGCCUUACUAUUUGCAAAAUUGUGAAAAUGAAACUCUAUUGAUUUUUUCUUGAACUUAUUUUUAUAAAUUGAAAGUACUUUAUGCUUUAUUAAUAAAUGAUUAUGAAGAAAUUCAAAUUUGAAAAAAGAAUAAUUCUGCUCUUCAAGAAGAAUUUGCUUUGAAUCGGAAAUUAUCAUUAAAGCAAACUAAGUUGGAAGAACAUAAAAAAUUUAGCUGGAAAAAAAUAUAUAAAUUAGAAAAGGAAAGCACUCGAUCUGAUUUGAAUUUAAGCCCAGAAAUUAUUAAUGAUACUACAGAUGAUAAUUACAAUUUAUUAAAAAUAAAAGAUGAAGAAGACAAAUACUUAAUAUCAGAAAAUCCACGAUAUAACAAUUUUCUUAAUCAAGCCUUAUUGUCAACCCAAUCAAUCAAUAUUUUGCAUGCUGCUUUUAUUAUAUCAGUAAAUUUUAUAUAGAUUAUUGCUGUUUUAAGCACAAAUAUUUCAGUCUUAUUUUUUGCAUUCUCCAACAUUAAUUUUAUCCGAAACAUGGAUCUUCCUAUAGUUAUUGGAAAAAUAGAAAAAGCAAUGCAAAAUAUAGCCUGCACUGUAGAAAUACUUUGAUUAUUUGGAAGUGAUACAGAGCCUUCCUCUCAGAUAAUUUUAUAUCAAGCUAAAACCUUAUUAUCAGUUUUUGUAGAUCGACUGAAAAGCUUAUAUCUGAACGUUACUUCUAAUAUAGAAGAUUGAAAUUAUUGCUCAGGACAGCAUAUAUUUUAUGAUAAAAGUAUAAAUGCCUGAAACUCAGGUAUUAAUGAAAAAACAAAUUUAUUUAAUAUGAUUUUAGAGUUCAUUCAGAUGGUAAACAAUAUUUAGGGGAAUAAAUUAGCAAUAAAAUUUAAUAGAACAGAAUAUAUUUCGGAGGAAGCUUCGUUCCUAAUAAUAAAUGGCUAUGGAGAAGCAUUUAGACACUGCAAUAGCUCUUUACAUGAAGUUAUUGAAUGUCAAAGCUCAAUAAUGUCUGAUUUUAAAGCUGAAAUGCGGCUUCUGCUGCUAUUAGGAAUUUGCGUCCUUGCUUUAUGCUCCUGUGCAAUUAUUCCAUUCGGCUACUCUGCUAUCAAAUAUGAAAGUAAACUUUGAAAUAAUUUAAGAAAAAAAGUAUAUGAUAACUAUUCUGAGCUUAAACAAUCCCUUUUAGAAAGAAUUAAAAAUACUCACUUGCAACAUGAAGUUCUGCUCACUCCCCCACUCUGUGAGCGAACAAAAAAAUCUUGUUUGCUCACGGAGGGGGGUUAUUUUUUUUUUAAAAACAUUUAUAUGUAAAUUUUAAAGAACAAAAUUUUUUUCAGAAUUUAAAAAAAAUCCCACUUCUCAAAAAUUGGGAAAGAAAAUAUUAAUUUAAUUUAUAAAAUUUAUGCUUUAAAACACAAUUUGUUUAAAAUUAAACAGAAUUAGCUCGAGAUUUCAUAAUAGUAUUUAUUACAUACAUAUCAAAAAUUUUCCCAUAAAACAUUUUUUGUUCGCUCACGGAGGGUUUUUGGGCAAAAAAUAGGGAUUUUUCUAAUGGUUUUGUUCGCUCACAGAGGGGGGAGUUAGUAAUAAAAAAUCUACAAAGAAAUCAUUUUACUUCAGAAAUUACUGAAAAUAUAUUUGAAGAAUAUCAGUUUAUGCAUUGAUCGCUACUAUGUUUUCUGUAACUAGCAUUACUUAUCUUUAUGAAAAAUGCACAGACUAUUUGACUUACAGGCCUGAAGUAAUGAAAGAAUUAAUAUAUGAACAGAUUUUACAGAAUUCUUUAGUAAUAUGAACAAUGAAUUCUCAGUUUGAAAUUUGAGGAGUACCAUUAGUAUAUAGAUACCCUAAUGCGUACCCAUUUAUGGAUAGUAUAGCUGAGUUUGAAGAAUUUAUGCCAAAGCUCGGCCAUUCUAAAUUAGUAUUAAGAAAUUCGAAGUACUUACUCCCCCCCCUCCGUGAGUGAACAAAACCAUAGAAAAAUCGCGCUAUUUUUUGCCCAAAAACCCACCCUCCGUGAGUGAACAAAAAUUUUUUUAAUACAAAAAUUUUUUAUGGAAAAAAAAUUUGAUAUAUAAAAAUGAUAAUUAGUAUAAUGAAAUCUAAGCUAAUUCUGUUUAAUUUUAAACGAAUUGCUUUUUAAAACAUAAAUUUUAUAAAUUAAAUUAAUUUUUGCUUUCCAAUUUUUGCGAAUUAGGAUUUUUUUAAAUUUCGAAAAAAAAUAUUUUUUAUAAAAUUUAUAUAUAAAUUUUUUAAAAAAAAAAAAUUAACCCCCCUCCAUGAGUGAACAAAUUUUUUUUGUUCACUCACGGAGGGGGGGGGAGUUACCAAUAUUAUCUACUAAGUUUAGGAAAAUAUUUUAUGAGCAUAUAGAUAAUUCACCUAUUGAUUAUUUUGAGUUUGGUGCAUACACAGCUCAAGAAAUGGUAAAAAUUGACAGCUAUUUACUUGCAUACACGGACCAAGACCCUUUGUUACUAUUAAAUUGAGUAUUUUAUAUUGUAACUCUAAGCGAUAGUUAUGAUAUGCUUAUUGACGAGAUUGAUCUAUAUUCUCAAACCAUAAUUGAAGACCAAAUGGCAAUUAUAAUAGGAACAUUCGUAGUUUUUGCUAUAUGCUCUAUCCUCAUAUAUUUUACAUUGUAUUUUGUGUUCUUUAAGAAGGAAAAAUUAUAUCUGCAGAAGAUCAGAUCAAUUAUGAAAAUUGUGCCUACAUAA